UUCGGACUGCGAACCAUUGCCGAUUGCAUUUUGCGGCCACAUUGGAAAUACCUAUUUUAUACUCGUUCCUCGUCGAUCAUUCUUCACAAAAGUAAUCUGCGCAGGUGUGGACCGAUAUCAGUCACUAUGACAAAAGCUAUGGUGUGCCGGGUUACGUUUUCUUUAUACUUCAGAGACAGUGCAGGACGUUACUAAUUCGAAUAAGGGUUCAAGUACUUGCAGCUCCCGAUUACGUACAAUCAGUGAUUACCGGACCGAUAGACAUGGAAAAACGAAGGGUUAAUUAAGUCGGACAACAUGAGCACUGCCGAUUUGUGGGUGAGAGAAUUAGGAGCACGAUACGGGCUUGUAUUGAUCAUCGUGAUCGUCAUCGCUACGUGGGCAUAUUCGAGAUGGUCGAAAGUUCGUAAGGUUUGGUACCGAGAUCACCUCGUCGGAUUCGAGACAGAAUGUUCGACUUUGGCCAGAUUCCACAAACGCCGACUCUUCGAGCCUCUGCAUAGUCUAGUUUCGGCCGACAGUGCUCUUCGCGAUUUGGGACGAAUUCGGAUCCUUGAGAUUGGCGUUAAGACAGGUGAAAAUAUCCCAUUCUACCCAGAAGCCUGUCACCUAAUAGGGGUGGACUGGAACAGAAAAUUGGCCGACUAUCUCUUUCACGACGACUACGCCUGGCGCUUCCAACACGUCUUCGUCGAACGGACUCUCGUCGGCGACGGAAGUCGUCUCAGCCGCGCGAUACCUUCCGAAAGUAUCGACGCCGUUGUGACAACUAGAACAUUGUGCUCGGUCAAAUCACCUUCUGCCGUACUUCGCGAGAUUCGGCGAGUUCUAGUGCCGGGCGGUGCAUACUUCUUUAUGGAACACACGCCAGACCCUGAACGAGGCACGCUUAUUUACUGGCUACAAGCAUUUUGGUCUCGAUCCAGAAUUUGGCCCUACCUCUACGGCGGUUGUCGACCAGAUUUCGACCCAGUUAAAAGCAUUGAAUCGGCUGGCUUCAAGGAAGUUCGCUGGGGUAGAGCAACUCUACACGGCGACGUAUCAAAACCCCAUCAUCUUGCCCUUACUCGUCAUCACAUGAUCGGUACGGCAAUUCGAUGA
Neodiprion fabricii is the source of this 1101-nucleotide messenger RNA. Its product is annotated as methyltransferase-like protein 7A. The coding region runs from base 298 to 1101 and encodes 267 amino acids. Gene Ontology annotation, molecular function: S-adenosylmethionine-dependent methyltransferase activity. NCBI's taxonomy places the organism in Eukaryota, Metazoa, Arthropoda, Insecta, Hymenoptera, Diprionidae. The transcript is spliced from 3 exons. The record is from RefSeq and is a predicted model, not a curated record.